This is a messenger RNA of Macrobrachium nipponense, 2385 nucleotides long. RefSeq names its product perlucin-like protein. The coding region runs from base 239 to 907 and encodes 222 amino acids. The transcript is spliced from 6 exons. Lineage: Eukaryota; Metazoa; Arthropoda; Malacostraca; Decapoda; Palaemonidae. The record is from RefSeq and is a predicted model, not a curated record.
CAUACGUUUAUGAAUGAGUCUCUAUUGACUGCUUACCCGCUGAAUAAGCCGCAGUUUAUUAGAGAAGAUUUCUGCGUAGUAGCAUCGCUCGUUCAAGUGCCUGUGAGUGACACUCACAGUGUAUACCAAUAGGCGCCGCGGAGAGUUUAUCAAAGGACUCCAACGUCUUUUUAGGAAUUCAGAGGGAAGAAGGACGGAGCCAGAACUAGUACUAAGCUAAACUCGGUGAGAGAAAGCGAUGGAGUGUUCGAGCAUGGCCGUUGUUUCUUGCUUUCGUCUGAUUGCGACCAUUCUUCUUCUUGCAAUGGCUGGUCGCUGCUCCUCGCAGCAAAUGAAUCACAUCGAACUCGGCAGAAUUGCAGGCACGAUUGACGACCUCACUCAGGUGUUGAAAGCACAAGCGGUUGCUUCAGAGAAAGUCGCCUCAGGAAUCAUGAAAAUGUUCACCUUGAUGGCCACAGAUCAUCUUGUCUGUGAAGGGGGUUGGCUGAAGCUGAGAUCCUCCUGUUACUUCAUUAGUAAAGACACCAGCACUUGGGAAGGAAGCCGUCAAAAGUGCAUAGCCUUGAAUUCUGAUUUGGUCAAAAUCACUCAUGACGAAGAGUACAACUUCCUCCGUGAUCUUGCAAAAGGUCACAACUACUACAUAGGACUCAGUGACCUGCAAGAAGAGGGAUCCUACAGAUGGGUUGCAGAUGGCACCAUUCAUCAAAUCGUUGAAUCAUGGUGGGGAGAAGGUGAACCCAGCACUGCAGCAGAACACUGUAUCCAUUACUUUCCUGCAAAAGACGAUCGCCUCAAUGAUAUUAACUGUGCUAAGGAGUUUAGGUACAUUUGCGAGAAACCUGCCCAACUGCCUUGGAACUUUGCUUUAGUGCUAGAUGAAGAAAUGCCCGCAGACAAGUGAAAUGGAAGAUGGAUCAGGCGUAAGAAUAAAUUUCCUUCUAAGUGUCUACAUUAAGUGAAAUUGCCUGUUGUUGUGUAUUUGGAUUUCUUAAGCUGUAUUCUGUUGGACAACUCGAUAAUUCAUGUUUACAUUUAUUUAAUUAAUCAAUAAGUAGAACUGCAACAUUAAGGUUUACUUCAAACUGAUAUACAUCAAUUUCCAUGUGGAACAUGAGUAUAAAGCUAUCGGGUUUCCCAUUUGGUAGGAGAACUGAAGUUGCUUUGUGAAUACGUUUCUUUCAGAGUAGUUUCCAUUUGACGUCUUACUGUCCCUCUAGGUGAGGAACCACCUCCAUUAUCUAGGAAAGUAGGUUUGUAAUUUUAAUGAACAUGGUUGAUGUAAUUUGAAAUGGGGUUGAAUCCCUCAUGAGACUAGUUUUUUUUCAAGUUGUUUAGUUCCCUUCUCUUACUACAUUCUGAUAUAUCUACACUUCAAGCCUAGUACUAAACGUACAAAUAAGAUACAAUGCUGUAAUUCGAAAUUUGGAGUCCCAUCCUGUAUUUAUAUAAAGACGUCAUUCAUAUUCACGUCUCAAAAGACAAGAUCUCUAUUUGCGGCUUUGUUGUUAAAGAGUUAUUCGGAAUUCAAACACCCUUGUAGUAGUGGCGUCAGUGCAUCUCAUGCGGUUCACUGUAGUGUCCCUUCAUCCCCUAGAUCAACCCCUUUUAUUUAAUUCCUCUUGGUGUACUUCCUUUCAGAUUCUCUUCCAUCUUGCUUCCCUUAACCCUCUCCUCAUAAUUGACUUAUAGUGCAACUACAAUGGUCCCAAUGCUUGGCCUUUGGCCUAAAUUGUAUAUCCAAUACUACUCUACUCUACCAUUCAAACACACAUUACUGAGUGACAGUCGCUGUUUUUGUCAAUAUUUUUAUCAAUAGUGUUUAAAGUUACAUAAUAGCAGUUACUAUUCAAUUUAUUUUCUCAAAGGCAAACCUUUAGGCCAUACCUGUGACUUUGAAGUAUUUGGACUCAUUCGCCUACUUGAAUCCAUGGUAAUUUUGAGGUCUGAUGGUCACACCACACAUGGGACUUCCACCAACUCCUACAAAAAGACCAUAUGAUACUAGGUUAAAACUAUUGAUGACCCAUAGAAGCGAAAGAACCAAAAUGAGAGUAGAAAUGACGGUGGAUAUUCGUAUGCACAAAAAAAAAAAAAAAAAAAAAACUUUGUAGGUCUUCCUGGUAUAUAUGUAUUUGUCUCCUCCGAUUUAUAUAUUUAACCACACCAUGAUUUAUAUACAAUCAUUCAUCUAUAGAUGUCAUUUAAUAUCUGAUUCAUGCUACUUCAGGAAUUUUUAAAGUGAUAAAUGGGGGAGUCCUCCAAUUCGACUGAGUGGUAUUUAUAGUGUGUGGUUCCAGGUUGCAUCCUGCCUCCUUAGGAGGUCCAUCACUUUUCUUACUACGUGUGCCAUUUCUAGGAUCACACUCUUCUGCAUGAGUC